AUAAUAAUUCUGUUAUCCACCAUUACCAUCCGAUUGCUAAUCGUAUCAAAAUGAAGUUGACAUCUCUCUCAGGUUUAGCGUCCUUACUUAAAAUUUAAGUGAAAAUGAGGUACUACCCGGGUAACCUGACAGACAUGUACGAAGACCACAUAGGCCUAGAAGGAUUCCUCGCAGGAAAUCUCACGGAAGGAAGGGCACUUCAUGGAAAAUUUAUGCCAGACUUCGAGAUACACAAUACUGCAACCACGGCCGACGAAAUGACAUCGACUAGGCCUAUUCGCACGACUACAGAAGGAGGUCAAAACUGGAUUGUGGUCGGCGAGAGUACCGUGACGACCAUUAUGGAAUGCCAGAGGUCACCUGGAUGGUGGAAGUUGGCAGGUGGGGUCAUCGGAGCCGUUGGGUUUGUGGGCGUUUUCGUGAGCUGCAUGGCCAUCGUUCUUACCCGGCGUGCGCAGAAGAUGAAGACAAUAGUUAACUCUGCGCUUGUGUGGCAGGCAUUCGUAGCCGCAGUGUCUCUCGCUGUUUCCAGCACCCUGGACACGAUCCUCAUGAGUUUCGACUGCACCUACUUCAGCAACGCCGUCAGGCUGUCACUGUGUAGGGCGUCUUUCAUUGUCUACCUGUUCUCCAUGUGCCACUACUUCUACGCAUCGGUUAUUGUGGCCAUGUACCGCGUCGUCUGUACAUCCUGGUCAUCCGUCCUCUUGGGCGUGAGCGACGAUGCCCAGAAGGUCAUGGCGAUAGUGCCCUCCGUCGUUUGCGCAGUCUUGACGUCUAUCUGCGCCCUUUACAAGGCCUACAAGAAGCAUCCUUUCAUCCUGAACUGUGCCUACGGAACGGAGCCACCUGUCAAGGCGCCUCCCUUCUUUAAGCUAUGCCUGAUCGUCAUUCCUGUCGCCAGCGAAGCCGGGACCAUGUUGCUCUACGCCUACAUCGUCUACGUGUCCUCAAACGAAAAACCCAAGAACGGCCUGGAUGCCAAGGGAAACCAUAAACGCCGGCGUAACUUCAACUUAGUCACGGCCAGAGCUGGCUUGAUCCAGUCUCUGAUCAUGGCCGUGUUCUGCGUCCACCCGGCCGUGGUGUCGGCCAUGCAGACGCACAUGGUCAGAGUCGACGUCUCUGUCGUCAUCAUUCGCGUCUCGACUCACGUGACCCAGGGCAUCGUGGGACCCGUUCUGAUGUUCUUCUUGUCGUCGGAGCUCAGGAAAUGCGCCUCGGAGCUGUGUCCCUUCAAGGGGUUGUUCAGCCAGGGAAGAGCGAUGAAGUCUCUGUUCUCCAGAGACUUCUUCCAUCGCUACAGCAGAGACGGGGUGAACAACAAUCAGGUUUCCCCUGUGACUUCUGGACAGGAUUUUUGAUGAGAUAAGGAGCCAUUGUUCUUGAAAAAGAAAAAAAAACCUAAUCUCUGAUUAGAGUAGCAUUUCCUCUAUCUUAGGCCUACGCGCAUGCUCUAAUCACCUAAGAUCUAAGUCAUGUAGCGUUACUGAGUAUAUGAUGAUUAAUAUGAUAUUAAUUUCAUAAGGCAAUUUAGGGCCGCAAAGCAAAUUAAGUGUAAUUAGAACACCUAAAAUAUAUUACUGCAGAAUAAAUAGGCGAUUACGACUAGAACUUUUAAAAAUAUAUUGACUUUAAGUGGAGUUAGCUGUUUGUGGUAAGGUAUUCUUGAAUGGAAAUCAUAUAAAAUAUUAAUAAUUAUUAUAAUAAUUCAGCCAUCAGUAACUUGUGACAGAUAUUUAUCAGAACAUUCAUACCAAUAUUAAAAUUUAUAGAUUUAUUGGUAAUUAAAAAAAAGGGCUUAGUUAUGUUGUAAAAUUCAGUGCAAUAAAGGGAAUCCAUUGAACAAUCUCCUUCUGAAUGUCAUUCCAAGAUGCUUAGAAUUCGUUUAUUAAGAAAAUCAUAUUAAGAAUAUUAAAAAUUGCUUAAAAUACUAUACAUUGAAUAAUGAUGACGUCAUAUGGUUCACUCGACAGUUAAUUUAAAAAAUGGAGUGAUUUGCUUUCUCAUUUUCAUUCUGACACAAGAAGGAAGGAAAAUGACACUCGAAUUUUUUAAAGUGACACAGCAGAAGGAAGAAAAACUAAAGUUGAUAGAUACACUCAUGUUAAGUGUGUCAAUGUCUUUUUAAAUGGAUUGUGUUAUUUAUAGUCUUACAAACAUGUACUGAAAUUUUUUGGUUAUGUUAUAUCUUAUCUAUUAAUUUAUGACUAUAUGUCUAUAUAUAUGUGUGUGCUUUUUAAUGUACUGACAAAUAAUGAUUAUUAAUUUUAAUACAUAUUAUUAUACGUACCAUAUAUGUUGGUUUUAGUGAACAGAUUAUUUUACAAAACUCACCAUAAGCAAUGAUACUGUAGACAACUAGACUUAUGGGUAAUUUUCACUUAAAAAAUUAUUUGUAGAUACAACAAAGAAAUUAUAUUCAUGAUCAUAAGUUCUUAAUGUACAUCUGUGUGUACACACCUGAGUGUAUUCUGUGUAUUGUGUAGAAACAGUGUCGAUGUAUAGCUGUUUGUAGAUGACAUGAACACUUGUCAAUUAUAGCAAGACUGCCUUCAUUGUUUCUCAUGUUCUAGUUUUUUUUAUUUGGAAGCGGCCCCGACUGGGGAUCAAGCUGAGAGGAUUUUUCUCUUUUUGAAAGACCUCACACGAACAUUUCUGGUUUUAAAUUGGAGUUAUUAUACUCUUCAUGAUAUUGAUUAUUUCAUUAACUAUUACUUAGAAUAUAAUAAUCGAAUAUUCCUUAAUUCCUAUCUAAAAUUGUCUUUAUAACAUAAGCUCGUGUUUUAAAUAUUUUUAAGUGUGUUAGUAACAGCUGUAAGUUAUUGUCAUGAAACAGAUGUACUAUACUUAAUAAAUGGUGAUUGUCAGUAACAUGUGAGGGUUUCUCUCUCUCUCUCUCUCUCUCUCUCUCUCUC
Molecule: messenger RNA, 2918 nt
Organism: Macrobrachium nipponense
Lineage: Eukaryota; Metazoa; Arthropoda; Malacostraca; Decapoda; Palaemonidae
Exons: 5
Coding region: 105-1364 (419 amino acids)
Source: RefSeq, a predicted model, not a curated record